Symbiodinium natans is the source of this 4128-nucleotide messenger RNA. NCBI's taxonomy places the organism in Eukaryota, Dinophyceae, Suessiales, Symbiodiniaceae. The record is from the annotation of a GenBank genome assembly.
AUGAAUGCGGAUAAUGCGGACGCGGUGGAGCACGUGAGUUGCAGCAGGCAGCGUGCAGAGCUCGAGAGCUGGAUCGGCGCCCCUCUGCCUUUCGAUGACGAGGUCUUGGCCUACCUGCUGAAGGUGUCUCAAAUGGUUGAUUCCGAAGAGCUCGCGCUGCUCGUCGCAGACUUCUGCCCCAGCUGGCCGGAAGGUUGGCGGCUUGCGCUUGCCACCUCGCUGUCGGGUCCCUUCAAGGCCACGCCAGGCCUUUGUGGCACCUGGGGCCAAGGACGUGUGAGCCUUUCCCCAAGCCGCGGACAGCGCAGCAAAGCCACCAGCAGUUCGCCCCUCUCGCUGUGGCUGCGCUACCUGGAGCAGAGGCGGGGUCCAGCUGUCCAAGCUGCGGUGGGGCCUCCGACGCUGCGGGUGCGAAAGGAAUCAGCAUCGGCCAAGGACUUCGCCGUCCCACCGAGAGCACACCUGCGCGAGACAUCGAAUCCCGUGCAUGCCCCGUGCUCUUCGCCACCAACAAGGGAGAAGGAAGAGCCCGAACAAUCCAUCAAGGCUGUUGUCGAACAACAGCUUGACUUGCAGCACCAACUUCAGCAGCGGAGCUCCCCAAAGCAGUCACCAAAGCAGUCGCCAAAGCAGUCGCCAAAACAGUCACCAAAGCAGUCGCCAAAGCAGUCCAAGCUGCUGCGCGCGCCCUCGCCUGAUGUUGUUGAGGCUGAGAGAAGGCAGAAGUGUACCACUGCUACGCGGUCCAGGGAGCAGACGAUCCAGGAGAUCAUUCAGCAGCAGCUUCUUCUGCAGGAGCAGCUGCGGCCACAGCUCGAGAGCUCUCCGACCCCGACAGGUGCUGAGAGUACCAGCGGCCCACAGUUGGACCUCCGCCAGCCGGCAGGUGGGAUGGAACCACCGACCCCUUCUGGCUCCAGCGGACGGGAGGAAUCGUUGACCACUGGGGUGCUGAGUCUGCCCCCCAAGCCGACAGUGGAGGACUUUGAGGAGCAAGACGGCCGGGAGACAGGCGCCGCCUUCGAAGCCAUGCUGUCGAGUGCCCUGCCCCGCAGUCCGAAGCAACCCUCCGAAGCGAGCUUUCGGAGUCAGCGCUCCCUUCGGCGCCGCGAUGUGGACAUUAGCGUGAACAUCGAUGAUCGCGAGACCACCUGGAUUCGCGACAUCUCGCGCGAGGCUACUGUGGCACGGCUCAAACAGCGGCUGCAGGAGCAGUGUGGCAUGCAAGCGCGGUACUUUGUACUGACCUUCCUGGGUCUUUCGCUCAAGGACCAUUGGCGCCUGGCGGAUUGUGGGAUCAAGGACUGGGACACGGUCAAGGUUCAGGCAGCCACGCAGCAAGACAGCAACUUCGGUAGAACAAGGCAAGUCAGCGUGAGGCCAGACCAGGGGCGGAUGGUGCCUGGGAGCUCGGCGGGCAGCUGCACCACAGGCCGCCAUGGGGCAGGCCCCUUGCCGCUGAAACCAGGCCCUGACGAGGUCGGUGCGUCGCCCAAGUCGGCGUUGCCACUCGUCGCGAGUCUGGAAGCGAGCCCCUGGCCUCCCGGCAAUGAUCGGUCCGAUGGGACAGGAGCCUGCCAAGGUGCGCAGCUCGACUCCUCAGCUGCCUUCUCCGUGGAGACCCCGGACGUCAGAUCGCGAAGCGUGGAGCUGCCACAAAAGGAGCCCCGGUCGGGCGGAUUUGAAAGCAAAUGCCAACUUAGCCAGCUUAGCCAACUCAGUCCGAGCCCCAACCUCAGCGAGAGAUGUGAGAACGACACGUUGACGCUGCUGGCCGAACUGCAUCGAGAAGCAUACCGGCAGAAGGAUCACAACACCAGUGAACCUGAGACAGGGCUUCAAGGGAUUCAGUCCCAAGGCUUCGGAUUGCUCGCAGCAGCACGAAGGGAGAGCUCCUGCCCGAGCGUGGCCAGCGCGGUCAUUGGCGCCGCUGGCCAGGAAGGCGGAGUGCAAGUUCGCACCUUAAGCCCAAGCCCCCACAUCGCAGAUGACCUCAGUGAGGACCUCAAGGACUUCAAGGAAGUCGUUGUCUCAAUGAGCGAGAAAUGUGAGAAGCAACUGCAGCACCACGAACAGCUUCUGGCUUCAAUGCAUCUGCAGGAGCAGCAUUUGCAGCUUGUUCAGGAACAGCAGCGGAGCCUUCUGAUAGAGCUCCAGACAGUGCAGCAGCAAGUGAGCACCAGUCAGAAUGCAGAGCUGCAAGAAGUACGGGAGGAUCUGCGCCUGCUCCUGACCGGCCAGCAAGAGGUGCACCACGGCCUUGGCCGCCUGAACCAACGCCUCCCCGAGAAAGGGGCGCAGCAGCGCGCGCAGCCCGAUCAAUCCGGGCUCGGCGGGGCCGGAGAAGGGGAGCUCGGACCCAAGCCAAAAGAGUCGUUGCAUUCCUUGCCCACACUCACUCACUCGAGCCUCAGCCGGGCGAGCCAGGCGGGCCAGGCGAGCCGCUCGGCGAGCCGCUCGGCGAGCCGCUCGGCGAGCCUUGCGAGCCCUCCAAUCGACUCGAUGCUUGGAGACUCGGAGAGCGCUCACCAUGCUCGCCGUGGCUGGUUGAUACAGCAAGUCUUCGGGAUGCUGGACCAAGACCGGGAUCAGUGCCUGAAGCACACAGAGUUGAAAGCAUUGGCGGACCUCAUGGGGUUUGAAGGCACAGACGUCGAUUGGAUUCAGGAGUACCGGGCUCUGUGCGCUGACAGCCGUGUAGAUGAAAGCCAAGGCUUUGACUUGGAAGGCUUUACAGCUCUGCUGGAGAACCCGCAAGGCUGCCCGUCAACCACCGACUCCCUUUUCACGGCCGCCGUGGCCUUGCUUGACCUUGGAAACACGGAGGACCGGGAGCGUGCUUCACUGGUGGUUAUGCUUUUUGAGGCCCUGGACCGUGAUCGCGACGGCUUCGUGGGUGCAAGGGAGUUACGUCUGCUGGCGGAAGCGACGGGCUUCCAUGGCUCGCAUCACGAGUGGGAAGCGGAGUACCGCCUUCUAUGCGAAGAGCUUCCCAAACACAACAAACACAACACGGAGGAGUCGGAGCUUCUCAACAAAGGCCUUGACCUGCCAACGUUCAGCAGGCUCCUGGCAGACAACUCUGGCAGUGGUCUAUUUUGCUCCGUUCCCCAACUCCAGGGCUUCGUUGCCGAAUUCACGAAACAGAAGCAGAAUCGAGAGACGGAUGAGACGGAGCUUGCCGCCUGUGACGCCUUAAAUCGCCUUGGCACUGGAGGACCUGGCAUGCUUUUGAAGCGCACAGGCGACAACCUCCCACUGAAACGGCACAGUGUUUGUGCAAGACCAUCUGAGCAACCGAUGCCGCAUGAUACUGCCGGGAGUUCUUUGGUGCAGAAGGCCAUGGGGGCUCGGCGAGCAACUGUGCACACAGAACGUGGCCUUCACCUUCGUCCAGUCGGAGACAUUGCCGACGCCGAUAGCCGUGAGCAAGCUCUCACAGCAGCCGGUGACACAGAGCCCCACGACAGAAAAUCUCAGAGUCUUGGUUCAGGCAGCCACAAGUCCAGGAGCAGACUGAUACGAACCGUCUUUCAUCUCAUGGACGCAAACUCCGAUGGGGUGCUGGAUUCUGAGGAGAUGUCCGCGUUUGCGGUCUUGAGCGGUUUCAAGGGAGACAAGGCGGCCUGGGAGCUGGAAUACCGCGUCCUUUGUCAACAGCGGGGUCUGGCGCCUGAGGCGGGCAUCAGCGCCCAGACAUUUGAAGCUCUGUUGGAGGAUCACACUGAUGCGGGCCUCUAUUGCUCUGAUGCGGAGCUGCACGACAUCAUCCACGCCAAGCGACGGCCGGCAAAUGUCGAGGCCGCCGGCAGUCGAAGGCCCAGCGCUGGCAGCGAGCAGGUCCCACCGCUGGAACGGUCUCGCCUGAUCAACGCUUUGUUCUGGUACCUUGAUGCUGACAAGGACGGCGUGCUACAAGAACGUGAGCUGGAGGGCUUGAUAAGCCAGCUGGGCAAAGACCCGGCUGACUGGCCCAAGGCAUUCCAGCGCAUCUGUGCCAAGUACGAUGUCGAUGCCAUUGACCUGCAGCACUUUCAGCUUCUGUUGGAUGAUCGUCAAGAGGUCACCUACUGCGAUCCCGACCGCCUGCGCAGCAUUCUUGCCAGGUUCAGCCGUGGCCCGGGGUGA